CUCUCCCCACUGUGUUUCGCUCGCUCGCGUUUCUUCUCCGAACUAGGUUAGACAGACUCUCUGUCCUCUCUCUUCGGAUCGAAUUACCUAAACCAGAGAGAAAGACCCAAAACCCCCUCUAUCUAGAUUCUACCUUCUGAGUGCUUGAAGAAGAAUCAGAGAAACGAGAAGAAAAGGCGAGGUUUUGCUUCUGUUCCGUGGCGAGGAUUCGAUGCCAGGGGACUCUGUCGAUUGGUUCUCUGGGCCAAAUUAGGGCUUUAGGUUAGCGAGUUGUGAUUGUGGGUCGAAUUUGAUUUGGUUAUUCCUGAUUCAGGUCACUCUUUUAUUCCUUCUUUCUUUUUCAUAUCACAUUGGAUUGGUGGCAAACCCUAGUUUGCUAUUCUGGUUUGGUUAUAAAUUAGGAAGAAAAAUUAAACAGAAUUUAUUGGUUGGUUGUUCUUGUGUAGAUAAAAUCUGGACUGAUGAUUCCUCGUUCUUUUCCUUUUAUUUUGAUUUGAUUAUAGCUGAUCUUACGUUCCGUUUUGCAAGAAACUCCGUGAAAUUUUUGGUCGCGUUGUUUUAGUUUGUCAUCAGAAAUUGAGGGUUUUCUUGUAGAUCCUUCGCUUCCCUGGUCUUUUAAAAUUUCCCCCUUGUUUUCUUUCUAGGUUUGCGUUUCAUUCAUCACUUCCAAAGAAUACGUUUAUUUUUCCUCUUUGAAAAAAGAAAAAAAAAAGAUUAGACAUCUGGGGUUUGCUUGUCUUAUUGUAUAUAUUCUAUUAGAGAACCAUGGCCUUGAAUUUUUCACAUCGACCCAUCUUUCCUGCGCAUUUAUCGGAGGACAAAUUGGUUUCUUCUAUGAGAAUUGCGAAUGGGUACUUUGUGGACGGCAUCCAAGAGAAAGUUGAGGAGUGCUUUGACUAUGGAAGGGACAGGGGUGAUAGGUGUGGGUCGCAUGAGUCUGUUUCCACUGACAUUCUCGAUCUCUUGCCUUCAGAUCCCUUUGGCAUGGAUAUGAGUACCACUUUUACUGCCAUAACUGGUUGGCUUGAGGAUUUGGAGGUGGACUAUGGUGGAUUUAGGAGGAAUGAUGUGGGGACAAGUGAUGGGGAUUAUCAAUUAUAUGCUGGACUUAAUUUUAUAUGGAAUAAUGCGAUGAAGUUUCAUGCUUUUCCUGCAAGCAUGGGUUUUGAUCAGAAAUUGAAUGUGGAUGGCAGAUGUGGUAGCACGUGUUUAGAGGAGAAGCGAGCAGAGGAUGCAUCCAUUAGUAACGGCGAUGAAGAUACUGGUUUCUUGAACUUUCAGAGUGAAGAACUUGGGGCAUCACUGAGGCAUGAUUGUGUCGGAUCAGCUGGUAACGUGGAUGACCUUUUGAGUAUGGGGAAUGAAACUAGAGGCAAUGGAAAUGCGGUUUUAGUGGACUUCCAGAGUGAAGAAAUUGACUCAUCACUAAGUCACGAUGGUGUCGUAUCAGCUUGUAACGCGGAUGACAUUUGGAGGUUGGGGAAUGAAAUCAGAGGCAGUGAAGCUACGAGUUUUGUGGGCUUUCAGACCGAAAAACUUGGGGAGGGCAGUGGAGGUAGUUUUGCUGAUGAUGACGGAGCUCCUCAUCAGGCUUUGCAUUAUGCCUUUGCCUAUCUGGGUGUGCGAGAUCUUCUUGUUGUUGAAACAGUUUGCAAAACUCUGCGUGAUACAGUUCGAAGUGAUACUCUCUGCUGGAAGCAUAUUCACAUAGGUCAUCCGUUAAAUGAGAAGAUUACUGAUGAUAUUCUUUUGGAAUUAACUAAUAGGGCUCAUGGCAAACUAGAGAGCUUGACCUUGGUGGAAUGCUUAAAGAUUACUGAUGAUGGUCUAAAACGCGUGCUUGGAAAAAAUGGAAGACUAACCAAGCUAUGUGUGCCUGGAUGUACAAGACUCAGUAUUGAGGGUAUAGUGACUAGCUUGACGGCAUUUAAGAAUGUUGGUGGUCUAGGAAUGAAGCAAUUAAGGAUUGGUUGGAUUUAUGGUGUCACUCAAAAGCAUUUUGAAGAGUUGAAGUCGUUGUUGGGCACAGAUAGCUACGCGCAGCAGAAUGCCCACAAGCUGCGGUUCUAUCACAGGGGGAACAUGUACUUGUCCUGUGAGGAUGGUCGUCAAAUUGAUAUUGAAAGCUGCCCUAGAUGUCAGAACCCGAGGCUAGUUUAUGAUUGCCCAGGAGAGGGUUGCCUGGGAAAGAAGCACUCUACUGAGGUGUGCAGGGCAUGCACAAUUUGUAUACCACGUUGUGCUGAGUGUGGUCGCUGUAUUAAUGACAGUGAAUAUGAGGAAACCUUUUGUUUGGAGUUGCUUUGUUCAGCUUGUGGAAAACAGCUCUUGAAUUGCCAGGAGAAGUAUGACAGCAAGAUUGUUCUUUCCGGGCCACCUGCUCUCAGUGUCUUGAGCUGUAGUGUCAGAGGUCAUGGCUAGACUCUAAUAUCUGUUUUUCUCUUCUGGUUUUCCCUUUUGGCGGAGGAAUGCAUGGUUUGCUAUUCAGACAUCUAUUUUCUACAAUGUUGAAUAAUCUUGUGAGCUUAUGAAUGCCCCAUAAUAUCUUGUUCUACUGUUUGAGUGAGCUUCAGCUUUUGGUAGACUCCAACUUGGCUUUGCCUAAUUGGGGUGUCCAUGGACUUCUGUUUGUGUUAUCCAAAAGUAGGAAGGGGGAAAAGAAAAUGAAAUAAUAUGUUCUUGGAAGUAACGAAGUCUGCUAGCCUCAGUAUAGUGUUAAUAAGAAGGGACCACUGUGGCUGAAUUUACUAGAAGUCGUACAAAGCAUACUUUGGCUUGCUGCCUGCUGGUAAAUUUUGGGAACCAACACUUGGAUCUAUCUGAGAGUGGUUGCGAUUUAUCUGGCAUUUUCUCUGCUGGGAAAAAUGGCAAGGCUGCUCGUUUGUAAUACUCUUAACAUCAUUCAUCAUCUGUCAGUAUUUUUUUCCAAUUGAAGCAAGUGGAGUCCAUUAAUUUGUAGUGGGGCGAGCUAUAUAAUUGUCUGUGUGUCCUGAUGAAAUGUUGGGAUUUGUCAUUUUGGUGUGCGAGUUUACCGAUGGGCUGUUGUUAAAGUGUUUGACUUGUGAGUAGCUUGCAUUUGUCGUUGAUAAAGUGAUUUGGGAGUGUUGGAUGCGCUUGCUUACAGCACUAAUGUCUUCCUGCGAGACUGAGGGUUGCUCUCGCCUUGCUUGCAUCGUCAGGAUUGGGCUACCCAGUUUGCAGAGUUGCACUAAUAACAAUUUAACUUACCCUCCUCGAAUCCUCAUAAUUGGUUUCCACUCUUAUAUAUUAUAAGGCUUUUACUAUGCUGCUUCAUUGCAUGGAAGCUUUUGUGUGUCUCUUAUGGACAUCAGACUGCAUAAUUCUUCUCGAGAGAGAAAAUAAAAGAUGGUGCUUUGUGUA
Messenger RNA from Tripterygium wilfordii, 3381 nucleotides. RefSeq names its product F-box protein SKIP14. Gene Ontology annotation, cellular component: cytoplasm. Lineage: Eukaryota; Viridiplantae; Streptophyta; Magnoliopsida; Celastrales; Celastraceae. Gene Ontology annotation, molecular function: protein binding. The transcript has 2 exons. The record is from RefSeq and is a predicted model, not a curated record. The coding region runs from base 766 to 2421 and encodes 551 amino acids.